This is a messenger RNA of Aureobasidium musti, 1386 nucleotides long. Lineage: Eukaryota; Fungi; Ascomycota; Dothideomycetes; Dothideales; Saccotheciaceae. The record is from the annotation of a GenBank genome assembly.
AUGUCAAAGCAACAGAAGAACGACUUCUCGGAGAAGCUGAUGAUCAGCGCUGAUGGCCAGCUGAGCGCAUCUCAAAAGAUCCCCCAGAUCGCCAGACCCUUUGUCAGCGAGAAGGCAUUGAAGUACCUUGACAUUAAGUUCGUCGAAGAAGAAUGUAUACCCGCCGAUGCCGUAUUCCAACAACAGAUUGGCGACUCGACAGCUGAACGCUUCAGCGGCCACCCAGCCAUCAUCGAAGACCUCAAGAAGCGUGCAAGAGAGCUAGGACUAUGGAACUUGUUCCUGCCAAAGAAUCACUUCAAGGAGGGAGCUGGCUUCAGCAACCUUGAGUAUGGUCUCAUGGCCGAGUACCUGGGCAAGAGUCGUACCGCCUCCGAGGCCACCAACUGUGCUGCACCCGACACUGGUAACAUGGAGGUGCUCGCCAAGUACGGUACACAGGCUCAGAAGGACAAAUGGCUCAAGCCUCUGCUGGAAGGCGAGAUCCGUUCUGCCUUCCUCAUGACCGAGCCUGAUGUUGCCUCGAGUGAUGCCACCAACAUCACUCUUGACAUUCGCCGUGAAGGCAAUGAAUAUGUCCUCAAUGGUUCUAUCUACAUCACAAUGGGCAAGACGGAUAAGAACAACCCCAGCCCCUACAAGCAACAGAGCGUCGUCCUUGUUCCAGCAGAUACCCCCGGAAUCACCAUUCACCGCAUGCUGGGUGUCUUUGGCUACGAUGACGCCCCUCACGGUCACGGUCACAUCUUCUUCAAGAACGUCCGCGUGCCUCUUGACCACAUCGUCCUAGGUGAGGGCCGUGGCUUCGAGAUUAUUCAGGGUCGUCUAGGCCCUGGCCGUAUUCACCACGCCAUGAGAAGUAUUGGCGCUAAAGCUCUCGAGCUCUUCGUCGCUCGUGUCAACGACCCCCGCAAGAAGGCAUUCGGCAAACUCCUGAAUGAACACGGUGUAAUGGUCGAACGCAUUGCCAAAUCUCGUGUUGAGAUUGACUCCGCCCGUCUUUCCGUACUCAAUGCCGCAAUCACAAUCGACACUAAGGAUGCCAAAUUCGCACUCAAGGAGAUUGCUGAAGCCAAGAUCUUGGUUCCCUCCAUGGCUUUGACAGUCAUCGAUCGUGCUAUUCAGGCCUAUGGCGGUGCUGGUGUAUCACAAGACACACCGUUAGCAAACAUGUAUGCCCAAGGCAGAACCAUGAGGAUCGUAGAUGGUCCUGAUGAGGUGCAUCUGUUGCAGCUUGGUAGAAACGAGAACAAGAGAGGCAAAUUCUUGUUGGACAGAUUAGCGCGACAGAAGAAGAAGAGUGAGGAGCUGGCAGCUAAGCAUGGUAUGAAGCUUAGGGAUGUGUUGCAGCUGGACCGUGUCAUGUCUGAGAAGGCCAAGCUUUAG